Messenger RNA from Sphaeroforma arctica JP610, 149 nucleotides. RefSeq lists its product as hypothetical. The transcript has 2 exons. The record is from RefSeq and is a predicted model, not a curated record. Gene Ontology annotation, molecular function: tRNA threonylcarbamoyladenosine dehydratase activity; ubiquitin-like modifier activating enzyme activity. Gene Ontology annotation, biological process: cyclic threonylcarbamoyladenosine biosynthetic process. The annotation marks the transcript as partial. Lineage: Eukaryota; Ichthyosporea; Ichthyophonida.
GGAGUCACUGCGCCACGUCGCUAGUGAGAUCGGGUGUUGGGAAGAUCCGCCUCAUCGAUUUCGACCAGGUUUCGGUGUCAUCGCUGAAUCGACAUGCUGUGGCUAGGCAAAGGGACGUAGGCCUGUCAAAGGUACAAGACAUCGUCUGA